Trichoderma harzianum CBS 226.95 is the source of this 426-nucleotide messenger RNA. RefSeq lists its product as hypothetical. Bases 1 to 426 code for a protein of 141 amino acids. The record is from RefSeq and is a predicted model, not a curated record. Lineage: Eukaryota; Fungi; Ascomycota; Sordariomycetes; Hypocreales; Hypocreaceae. The transcript has a single exon.
AUGCUGUAUAAAUCACUUCUGUCCCUGUCCUGCCUUGUAUUCUCUGUGGCAGCUGAGCAGGUUUUCCUUUCGAAUUGCCAGUACACUUCCAAUGGCCAGCUGCACAGCGCCUUCUUUUACUAUGCGGACGGCGACCCAAGCGGCACUGAAUUCCCGGCUGCUAACAAUCAAGCGUGUGUAGAAGGCUUUGGAUGUGCAGAUGUGGUUACUUGGGAGGGCACCGUUCGCAGCGGCAACUUCCCGUCUGGCGACAGGUUUACCAGCAACAUCAACGCUGGAGCACAGAACUUGGCUACUGGCCAAUAUGCUGGACAGGGCGAAAAUAGAGAGAGAUUUUUCAACUGUUAUAAAGAUAACAACCGACAACUGUUUGGCGGCGACGGUAACAUCUGCCGAAGCGUCUACUACUGUGUACGGACACCAUGA